Molecule: messenger RNA, 354 nt
Organism: Penicillium mononematosum
Lineage: Eukaryota; Fungi; Ascomycota; Eurotiomycetes; Eurotiales; Aspergillaceae
Exons: 2
Coding region: 1-354 (117 amino acids)
Source: RefSeq, a predicted model, not a curated record
AUGGCCAUGAGAAGGAUCUACCAGGCGGUGCUCAUCUCACAGAUGCUCUACGGAUUUCUUUUGCCAUCUGGCGCUGGAGAUUGGGAAGUGGUGCUAACGCUAGAUGAUGGGCCUUACAGCAUCAAGCCGUACAAAGACCAUCGAUCGUACCCUCUUUCGCUGGAUCGGCAAGAAGAUGGCAAUACGGUGGUCAAGUUCCUCUUCUCGGGUGAGAAGACGGACAACGUGUUUGAACUGAGCCCGGUUUUCUUUGAGAAUUGGUACCGGUACCAGGAUGAUGUGGUUGUCAAUGGGGCUAAGACUGACCUGAUGCAGCUGUUUUUCAUAUGUCCUCCUUCCAUUCCUAUCCCUUAA